UGGACAUCCUGCUGGUGAGGAGGAGAGAGAAGUGAAAGACACACUCCUUAGAGAGUUCAUUCCAGCGUUCCAGCCAGAAACAUGUCUCCUGCCUUCCUCCUCCGCCUCCUCUUCCUUGUCUUCGGGUUUCCAGGUGUCCUUGGUGCUGUGUCCACCCUGAAGGAUCUCACCAUCCUGGAGGGCCAUUCCGUCACUGUGCCUUGUCACUAUGAGCCCCAGUACGCUGACCACGUUAAGUACUGGUGCCGAGGAAACCUCAAAGACUUCUGCAAGAGCGUGGCCCGCACUGACUCCACGCCAGUUGACAGCCGGGUCGAGAUCCACGAUGACCCCACCCAGAUGGUCUUCAGUAUCACCAUGAAGGAACUCCGAGCGGAAGACUCAGCUUGGUACUGGUGCGGGGUGGAGAUUGGUGGGAUAUGGACUGCGGACGACACAGCAUCAGUCCACAUCUCAGUAGUCCAUGGGGUGUCAGUGGUGAACCAGAUGGUGACAGGAGAGGAGGGGGGCAGUGUCAGUGUGCAGUGUUUCUACAGUGACGGACACAGGACCAGCGUGAAGAAGUGGUGUCGCAGCGCGGACUGGAACACCUGUGUCACACUGGGGGUCAACGGCACCAUGAAGGAAGACUCUGUGGUGAUCAGCGAUGACCACAAUAGAGCGUUCACCGUGACCCUGCUGCACCUGGGAAAGAAGGACACUGGGUGGUAUCGCUGUGCUGCAGGUCACCAGCACGCCACGGUCCACAUCGAGGUGCUCCCUCGGUCCCUGACAGAGCUCACACCCACGACGCUCCAGACCACCUCACUGCAGGCUUUGGAUCUGGGCCACGUAACACGUCAGCUGGACACCGGAGCAGGGCAAGAUGACUGGGUAUCUCCCCUGCUCAUCUGUGGAAUCCUGAGCAUAUUGGUGCUUGUUGUCAUGGUUACCUGGAGGCUAUGGGGCCAGAAGCCUUGGGAAAUGAGGAGAAGAGUGCUAGAAAUAGAAACAGACAUCAUGAAGGACCCCGAAUAUAUGAAAGACAAGGACAAAUUCGGCACCGUCUUCUUCAACAGCUCAUCGCAGCGCUUGCAGAUGGAUUAAUUAGGAUUCUUGGGACCCCAGAUCACAAGCCAGCCGCCCAACUAGAUAAACACGGUAAAUAUUUGCUGUGAAAAACUAAUUUGAAAUGUAGAAAAUUCUGCACUUUAUAUAUGAAUAUGAUACAUAUGAAUACCAUCAGACUACAAUGAGGCUUCUGGAGAGAUCUGCAGCUAAAUUUAAUCAAAAAAAGCAAAAAUAAUUAAAUGUUACACUUGAUUUUUGGAAAGUCUAAUAAGUGUUAUGUAAUAUAAUUUGCCCUGUGGGUGUGUAUAAGAAACCCCCUCCACCCUCUCUCUGUGGAGUGCUGCGCCGAUGCCUAGUAACUUUAUCAACAUUACUGAGAUUACUGUCAUGUAGCCAAAGCUAAUUAUACUGCAGUAACUCUGGAUAUAUCUUCUUAACUGAUAGUGUGAAAUGGGAUUGUGAGUAGAAUUUUGUUAUUAUGAUCUUAGUUUUAUACAUAUCUAUAGAGUGCUUAAUUCUCACUGCAUGUGUAAUUUUGAUACGUGUAUUGUACUCAUUAUUCAUGAACAAAUGUGGGUAAAAUAGAAAAAUGUUACAAAUUUAAAGUCUUACCAAAACUGCCAAGAAUGCAGUUGUUUUUAUCACUUUAUCACACUGACAAAGUAAAUCCAAUUACCAACACACAAUAAAAAACAGAAUAAUAUACAAAACAGAAUAAAAGACAAAAA
This is a messenger RNA of Scleropages formosus (Asian bonytongue), 1778 nucleotides long. RefSeq names its product polymeric immunoglobulin receptor (gene pigr). The record is from RefSeq and is a predicted model, not a curated record. Gene Ontology annotation, cellular component: plasma membrane. NCBI's taxonomy places the organism in Eukaryota, Metazoa, Chordata, Actinopteri, Osteoglossiformes, Osteoglossidae. Gene Ontology annotation, molecular function: transmembrane signaling receptor activity. Bases 82 to 1086 code for a protein of 334 amino acids. The transcript is spliced from 8 exons.